Molecule: messenger RNA, 1630 nt
Organism: Malus domestica (apple)
Lineage: Eukaryota; Viridiplantae; Streptophyta; Magnoliopsida; Rosales; Rosaceae
Product: protein NUCLEAR FUSION DEFECTIVE 4-like
Biological process (GO): transmembrane transport
Cellular component (GO): membrane
Molecular function (GO): transmembrane transporter activity
Source: RefSeq, a predicted model, not a curated record
GCAAACUAAAAAUGGCAGCGAUGGAGAUGCUGAGCAGCAGCAAGUGGAAAGCCACGGCGGCAAGUAUAUGGAUUCAGUGCGCUGGAGGCGCUUCCUACGCCUUCGGCAUAUAUUCCUCUGCGCUCAAGUCGAGCCAGGGCUACGAUCAAUCGACGCUCGACAUGGUGUCCGUCUUCAAGGACAUAGGUGCCAACGCCGGCGUCCUCUCGGGGAUUCUGUACUCCGUGGUCGCAUUCAACGGUCGCCGGAUUGGUGGGCCGUGGGUGGUGCUCGUGGCGGGGGCUCUUCAGUGCUUCGUGGGGUACUUCUUCCUUUGGGCUGCCGUCACCGGAUUGGUAGAGACUCCGCAGGUGGCGGUUGUGUGUUUGUUCAUGUUCUUGGCUGCCCACUCUCAGACUUUCUUCAGCACCGCCAACGUGGUCACCGGGGUCAACAAUUUCUCUGAUUACAGUGGGACCAUCGUUGGCAUACUGAAGGGAUUUCUUGGUCUGAGUUCAGCACUUCUUGUCCAAGUCUAUGACACAUUCUGCAAAGGCAACCCCAGCGCUUUCCUUCUCCUGCUGGCCUUGUUUCCCACGUCUGUCACCAUCCUCUGCAUGCCUUUGGUCAGAAUCUAUGAAGCUGGUGGAGCUGCUUCUGACAAAAAGUACUUAAACAUCUUCUCUGCUUUUGCUCUCAUCACUUCUGCUUAUCUCAUGGUCUUAAUCAUAUUCCAAAACAUCCUCACUUUCCCAUCAUGGGCGAGCAUUCUCACAUUCACAGCACUUCUUCUUGCUUUAAUCGCCUCGCCCCUCGGAAUCGCAUUCAAAGCCCAAAACUUGCAACCCAAGAAACUCCUUGAGGCACUCGAUGAUCCUUUGCCAGAAAACCCUGAGCCAGUUUCAGCAUCCUCUGAACUUCAUGUAUCAGAUCAUGAAGAUAUGAAUCUAUUGAGAGCUACGCGUUGUGUCGAUUUUUGGUUGCUGUUUAUUGCUAUGGUAUGUGGGAUGGGGUCUGGAUUGGCCACCAUAAACAACAUGAGCCAAAUUGGGGAAUCUCUUGGCUACAAAACAGUUGAGAUCAAUUCCUUGGUUUCUCUGUGGAGCAUAUGGAAUUUUCUAGGCCGGUUUGGAGCCGGGUUUCUCUCGGAUUACUUGCUGCAUAAGAAAGGAUGGGCAAGGCCAUUUCUGAUGGCUGUCACCCUAGCAAUCAUGGCAGCCGGCCACAUUGUGAUUGCAUCUAGUUUUUCGGGGAAUUUGUACGUGGGUUCAAUCUUAGUUGGGAUUUGCUAUGGCUCACAGUGGUCACUUAUGCCCACAAUCACUUCUGAGAUCUUUGGGAUAAGACACAUGGGGACUAUUUUCAACACAAUAGCCAUAGCCAGUCCUGUUGGUUCUUAUAUUUUCUCCGUCAGAGUAAUCGGGUUCAUAUAUGAUAGAGAAGCUUCCGGAGAAGAUGAUAACUCCUGCAGCGGCACUCGCUGCUUCAUGCUGUCUUUUUUUAUCAUGGCUUCUGUUGCUUUCUUUGGGUUUCUUGUUGCUCUUGCCUUGUUCUUUCGGACGAGGAGAUUCUAUCACUCGAUCGUGAUGAAAAGACUGCAGCAUUCUUCUCCGAGAUAGUGAGUGAAUGUGAGCAUUUUGUACAGAGAAUA